Molecule: messenger RNA, 817 nt
Organism: Centruroides sculpturatus (bark scorpion)
Lineage: Eukaryota; Metazoa; Arthropoda; Arachnida; Scorpiones; Buthidae
Exons: 4
Source: RefSeq, a predicted model, not a curated record
AUAAAAAAACUACAUCUUACAGUAUUUCAAUUUCACGCAGUGGUAUGUGGAGUCAUUUUACAGCAAGGAUGAAUAGCGUAAUUCUUGUCCUUGUUUUCGUUUUCGUAAUUCCCUUUGCUGAUGUUAUAACUGUUGAAGAUUCAUCUGAGUCAAAGAUAAGUGCAGUUUACGAUGACGUAGAAAAAGCUGCUCGUAUCAUAAAUGAUUUUCACGAUGUAUUUACUUAUGCUACGAGUAAUUUUGCUCGAUUGAUGCUUCCUGUUUUGUUGAAAAUUACUCAAGAAGUAAAUAUUUCUCGCUCUUGUAUUGAAAGUGGGAUGCGAUUUUUGGACGAUUUAAAGCAAAGUAAAAGCUGGGCAUUAAAAUUGAUUGAUUCUUUUGGGAAACCAUUGGGGAUAUUUACUGGAAAGUUCUGGUACCACGGAAAUUACGAUCAAUGCCUGAAGAUCGAAGUUAAAGACAAUGAAAUCAGCAAAAGAGAUAAAACUAUAAACUCGAUUUAUGGGAAAUUUUGUGCGCUAACUGUCGGAUUUAAUUCGUAUAAAUUUAUUGAUGUGCCAGAAGACAAUAAAACUAGAAAAAUCUUUACAAAUAUCGGAGAAUUUGUUAAACCGCAUUUGCUGAAUAAAGUGCUUGAAAUGGCUGACUUUGCGGAACAUGUAUAUCGUAUGGAUAUUUGCAUACCGAGUACAUGUAAUCGAGAAGAUAUAGAAAAUAUUCUUCAGUGGGCUGUGAAAGAUCCUUACAGAGCAGAAGUAAAGUUCUGCAAAAUGAAAAACGAGAAGGUUCUCUUUUCUACAACUCAAAUAGUUUGCAU